Molecule: messenger RNA, 1859 nt
Organism: Moneuplotes crassus
Lineage: Eukaryota; Ciliophora; Spirotrichea; Euplotida; Euplotidae
Source: the annotation of a GenBank genome assembly
AUGAAAAGGAUAUUAUUAGAGUGGCCUCGAUCAAAGCUCAAGGCGGUUGAUAUGUUCUCCAAGCCCAUCAGUUUGACCUAUAAAAGACAGCAUUCUUUCGGUUCUCUUUAUGGAGGGAUUGUUACAUUAGGAUUAACCACUUUUCUACUUUGAUAUGGGAUCAUCCUAUCCAUUCAGAUGUUUACAAGGUCUGCAACUUCAAAAUCAAAGAACAGUAUUCUCAAAGAUCAUGUUACUAAUUCAGAGUACUACUCAUUCGACUCUUCUGAGUUAUCCUUCGCUGUGCAUAUUAUUGACCGUGAAGCUUUUGAAUCAAUAGCAGAUCCUACGUAUUUCAAUGUGACAGUGACCCAAAUGAUUGAUAAAUACGAUGAAAGUACAUAUAAAUUCAUAAAUUCAAACAAAAGCUACCCAAUUUCCAUUUGAGGGGAUAGAUACCCAAAAGUAAAUCCUCUCAUAGAUUCCCUAAGCGGGGCUUUUAAAUAAUGUUUCGUAUUGUCCUGAAAGAUCUGACUUUGUGGUUGGAGGGAGCCCAUACCAAGAAGAUGAAACUAAAGCUGUUGAGAUAUCUGUGAAGAAAUGAGCUAAUGGCACAUCAAUCAUUUGUCAGCCACUAAGUGUCAUAAAUGCAAAGGCAAAAAUAUCUUCAGUAUUCUUAGUCAUCAGCACUAAAUAUUUUGACUUUGAGGAUUACUCAGAGCCUGUUAAGAGAGUUUUAGAUGAAAGGAAUUAUCUUUCUAUGGCUCCAGGAAUCGUAAAAACAAUGGGCCUGUUUCUCAGAAAGAACAAGGUAUCUUUAUAAUGGAUAGUAUAUUACCCUUUAGUAAUACAGAAGAGAGCACCUUCUUUUCUUUAAGUACAAGAUAUAAUGACUUUGAAUUUGAAAAAGAUAGCAGUGAUACGAAUUUGAUCCGAAUUUUGCUUGAGCAAGACCCUAUUGUUGAUUCAUAUGAGCGAAGAGUCUACACAUUUCUGGAUUUCUCUGGCCAGCUCGGUGGAUUCUUUGAAAUCCUUGUCAUUUUAGGUGGAAUCAUUGUCAAUCACUUUUCAAGCAAACUCUACAAUUACUCGAUGUUUAACAAGCUGUAUUGUGUCGAUCAAAGAGAUUUAAAUGAGAAAUCCAUAAAUGCUGAGGUUGCUCCAAAAUCUAAAGUACCUGAUAAUGAAAUAAGUAAAGAAUACAUUUCAAAGAACAAUAGCAACUCAAGUUCGAUCAACUUCAACAAGUCCAAUGACUCUGAGUGUAAAUAAAUCGCAAGACUCUGGCUUACUGCAAAAGGUCAAACACAAGCUCAGUUUUCAAAGAAGAUACAACUUUACAGCUAAAGAAUACAUCAAGUCGUGCAUUCCGUUCAUAGCCAACAAGUCCAAGCGUCAGUUCACAGCUCUCAGCGAUAGAUUCAGCGAUGAAUGCGACCUGCCUUCGAUCCUGAGGUCCAUCCGACAGCUUAAGACGAUGAUGCAUCUGGUGCUGAGCGAACACCAGAUUCUACUCAUGGGCUUCGACGCCAGAGUCGGUGUCAGAUACAACAGCAGAGUCGAAAUCAGCCCAAUGACUCCAGGUAUGCCUAAAGUCUGAUUUAAAGUUGACAUGCCUCCUGUUGGUGAAGCCAGAAGCAACAGUUUUUAGCGAGAAGAUCGAGAACUUAAUCAGCAAACUCAAAGAAGUUAGCAGAGAACAACUCAGCAAAGAUGCAGCGACAAUUCUUGGAAUUGACACUUUACAGGAGAACGAAGUGUCAGCUAAACAUGAAACUGUGACGAAAGACAAAAGCUUCUCGAAAGUGGGAUUGAUAGAAGAACAGAAAGAGAAUGUUGACUGGGCAGAAUAUCCUGUGAAGAGCUUUAAAGACAUAUAA